Molecule: messenger RNA, 2871 nt
Organism: Zophobas morio
Lineage: Eukaryota; Metazoa; Arthropoda; Insecta; Coleoptera; Tenebrionidae
Gene: lqf
Product: epsin-1
Exons: 7
Coding region: 403-2052 (549 amino acids)
Biological process (GO): endocytosis
Cellular component (GO): endosome; plasma membrane; clathrin vesicle coat
Molecular function (GO): phospholipid binding; clathrin binding
Source: RefSeq, a predicted model, not a curated record
GUCAUUUUUGUGGAAAAAUUAAGACCUUAUCGAAGUUGUGCCACCGUUUCAGGGGUAUUUUUGUUUCAAAAAGUCCUGUGAUAAGUAUUUUCGCUGUAACUCGUCUGGAAGAGGCAGGAGGUGCGCGUGUUAUUAAUAUCCCACUGAAGAAAAUACGCCGCCAUGUUGAAUUUCUACAGUGAAAAUGAUAAAGUGUAGUGUCAUCAUUUAGGGUACGAAAACAAAUUAAUUUACGUUAACAAAUUUGCAGUGACCCCGUAAAUAGUUUGUAAAAUUUUCGAGAUUUUAUUGUGCGGAGAGACGGAGUGGUUUUUUUUUAAACGGAGACAUAUAGUUGUGUGGUUGUCAAAAAUAGACGGCUGUUUAAGUGGAAUCUAACAACGAACCAACUAACAAAUAAAAAUGAGACGAGGUUCCCACGAUAUGCAAGUGAAUGUGGCUGGGAUUCGACGCAAUCUGAAAAACUUUGCUCACAACUAUUCCGAUGCCCAGAAGAAGGUCCGCGAGGCGACCUCGAACGACCCAUGGGGUCCGAGCAGCACGAUUAUGGCCGAAAUCGCCGAUCUGACGUACAACGUGGUGGCCUUUAGCGAAAUCAUGCAGAUGGUGUGGAAGAGGCUGAACGACCACGGGAGGAAUUGGCGGCACGUCUACAAAGCUUUGGUGCUUCUGGAGUAUUUAAUCAAAACUGGGUCGGAGAAGGUGGGGCAGCAGUGCAAGGAGAACAUUUUCGCGAUACAGACGCUGAAGGACUUUCAGUAUUUGGAAGAGGGCAAAGAUCAAGGACAGAACGUUCGAGAGAAAGCCAAACAGCUGGUGAACCUCCUGAAGGACGACGAAAGACUGAAAAACGAAAGAGCGAGGGCCCUCAAGGCGAAAGAGCGCUUCGCCCAGAGUGCCAGCGGCUUCGGAAGCGAUGGCGGUCUGGACACCCCAUGCAGUCCGAAGUACCCGGCCUUCAGGGGCGACUGGAACACCAGCCGCGACAUGGACUUGCCACGCGAAAUCGAAAACGCGCGACCACAAACCGCCGGAGAGGAAGAACUCCAGCUACAAUUGGCCUUAGCGAUGUCGAGGGAGGAAGCCGAGCAGGAGGAACAAAAGAGGAAGUCCGACGACGUGAGAUUGCAGCUGGCGCUGAGCCAGAGCCAGCAGGACUUCAAACUGAAUGAGGAAAGGAGCAAGCAAGAACAUCACAGCCACAUGGUGGACCUUUUGGAUGUGAAUUUAGGGGAGGCGACGGCGCCUGCUGUGGACCCGUGGGGGAUGCCGCAACCACCUCGACCUCAGCAAUCGUCCCCGUGGCAACCCAACCCCAUCUCCUCCCCACCCAGCAAUACGCCAGCCUCCGGGGACCCCUGGCAGCCGGUGGUCCCGCCCAUGCCCAAGCCGGACCCGUGGGGCGGGGUGCUGACCAGCACGACGCCGCCACCGCCACCUCAGACCACGAGUACCCAACAGAAACACGACCCAUGGUCGCCCACUAGUCAGGGUUCUUCCACGGAUUUGGACGAGUUCGAUGUGAUAACUAACAGGAAUCGUUCCUCACCCAAAACGACGACAACGAACGGCACACACAACAGUUCCAAUGAUCCGUUCGAGUUGAACUUGUUAGGGGAUGCCUUACCGACGUCGACCUUGAGUCCAUCGACUGGUGCUACGAAAAAGACCCCGCAGAGUUUUCUCGGAGAGAACUCCGCUCUUGUCAAUUUGGAUAAUUUAGUCACGACGAGCAAGCCGUUGAAUUCGUCGAUGGCCGCAAAUCCCUUCUCCGAGAGCCAAGCCCAGCCGCCGCGGCCGGUGUUCAACCCGCCGCCGCCCAAGCCCUCGAUAAACGAGAUAAAACAGGCGUCGUUCGCGCAGUUCGCGGCGCCGGCGAGCUCGGCCUACUCCGGCUUCGGCGCGCCGCAGUACCCCCCCAGCAGCCAGGCGUUCGGGGGCAGCGCGCCGCCGCCGCCCACGCAGGACCCGUGGACGCCGGUGCCCAACAACGCCCAACUCGGCGCGCCCUGGAUGAAGAGCGGCGAGCAGGCGAACCCGUUCUUGUCUUAACAUAGCCACCCACCUCGGUAAGGUCAGCUCUUACGGUUUCACCCGGUUAAUGACGGAAAUUCAAGGUUUGCGCAACUGUACACGAAAUCCUUUCUCGUACACCAAUUGUUUUUAGGAUAAUUUGGAACAGAGUAAACGCUGCGGCGACACGUCACGUGUGGCUUUUAAUGUUUGGUCGUUUAUGUUUUAUGGUUUUUGCGAAAUGUGAUGGAAUUAUUGCUCAUUUAGUUUGGAGAUAUACAAACCGAUUUUAUUGUUAUACAAAGUACAUAUCUAUAUUUUGAUUAAAUAAAUUUAAGGAGUUUUAUAACUUGCUUGCUUGAAGCUUUACUUCAAAAGAAAUCCGUCACUCGAUAGACUGAUAAAUGUACAGUUUUUGUAUGUUGAUGUUUUAUGCUGGUUGGUUUGGUAACUGCCUCAGUUUGUUUUACCACGCGUUUAUUUAUUCAAUGCCUAAAACAGUAAUUUUUAUUUUAGUUGUGUAUAUUUUUUUAUAGUGUAACCAGUAUUUUCUUCAUUUUACAAAACAUGUUAUUUAUGUAUAAAAGGUUAAUUUUACGUAAUAUAUUUCUAUAUAUUUGUUUAUUGUAUUUAACUUGCUAUAUUUGUAUAUAUUUACAGUUAUUUACCGUUCAUGUUGAGUUACGCAAUAAUGUUUUAAACUACUUCAAAACAUGUAAAUAUUAACUAAUUUUUUAGAAUAGGUUUUGUAAUAUAAGAAGGAGAUAGGCGCGUUUAUGAAGGGUUUAAUGGAAGUUUUAUGUAUCGUGAUAGCUAUUUUCACUUACAUUCAUAAAAGAAAUAAAAUUUUAAAAUAUA